Molecule: messenger RNA, 2429 nt
Organism: Onthophagus taurus
Lineage: Eukaryota; Metazoa; Arthropoda; Insecta; Coleoptera; Scarabaeidae
Product: cilia- and flagella-associated protein 91
Source: RefSeq, a predicted model, not a curated record
UUUACAAACAUCAAAAUGAAAUCUUUCAUUGUCAAAUUAACCUAUACCACAACGUUGUAACUUUUUUAUAACUGAUGAUAAAACACAAUUAGAAAAAAUAACACCAUGGCAGUUGCAAGUCCCGUAGAUUGUUUUUUUGAUCCCCUUUUUAUUGUUUCCGGGCCUAAAGAUCACUUUAGAAUGGCUGCUCCUGCUAUUAUGCAUAAUGCGCAAUACACAAUUCUUCCAAUAUUUCCAACAAUGUUUUCCGAUUUGUCGCACAUUCCAAAACAACAAAUAGGCAUAAAACCGGGAAUGGAUAAGAUCCCACCGUUUGUUGAUAAAACAAAACGAAAAGGUGAUAAGGUUGAUGUCACAGGAGCAGACAGAGUUAAAUAUUUUCACAGACCGAAUACAAGCGCAGUCGUUACCGCAUUAUCUUUUUUAACUCCAAGACAUGUAACUGAAGAAGUUGUAACUCCAAAAAUUGAAAUGGUCAACAAAAAAAUACAAACUCAAUACAGGGAUUCGUCGGCUCAAACAUCACCGUGGCAGCCAGAUUAUAAUCUAGCCGAAGGUAGUGAUCCGGAAAUAUUAAAAUUAGAUUUUUUAAAAUGGGGCGAAGGCCUCCCAGCCGGCGAUCAUGAAAUUAAAAUGAUUGAAAGAGCUCGGAUGAAAAGAGCUUGGGAAAAACGAUUACCUCCUUUAACAAAUCCAAAAAAUAUCGAGAAAAGACGCGAAAUUAUUGCGGCGGUUGAAAGAGAUGAAUGGGCGUUUAGGGAACAAGAAAUACAAGAUAUUCAAGAUUUACGCAUGGAGUUACUUGAAAAAAUGCUUGAGGAGUUAUUGGAUAAAACAAAAAUGAGAACUGAUAUAAAAAUGAAACUUUAUUGUAAGAGCAAACUGAAAGAAAGAGAUGAAAAAUUGCGUAAAUUGAAGGUGGCAGCUACAAGAGAAAUGAGACGAUUAUCAUUUAAUCACCGUGGUAUUAUUUUGAAGUAUCAUAAAGUAAAUGUUAUCGAUGAAGUUUCCGACUAUAAAUCUGAAGUAUACGCUCCAUUAACAAGACAUGGCAAUCAUCCUAAACGAUGGCAUCAAGUUAUUAACGAACACUUUAAAAAAUAUAACGCUAAAUACGCUGGUGUUGAGAAUUACGAAACUAUUCCAAAAUGGUUACUACAUGGCACAGAAAUUCAAGAUUCUAAAUUAAAACUACCCGGUACAAGAUUAUGUAUACGCGAAACUAAAUGGUCUUCUCCAGUACUAAAGAAACUUCAUGAAGAAUUGAAAUGUCUUAGACAAGUAACUAGAACUAAAUGCAGACUUCGCGUUCGAAUUAGAGACCCACCUGCUGAACCUCCUACUCCAGAAGUGGAAGUUGAGGAAGAGGACGAAGAUUUAGAAGCUGUGACCAUGAUGCAAAGCAUCAUUCGAGGAAGAGCUGCCCAAAUUUUGGUAUUUGCUGGUAGAGAUAAUUGCAGAGAAUUGAUACAAGAAUUAAGAAGUACUCACGGUGUAUUGAACGAAGAGCAAGUACAAGUGUUUAAACAGAAACUCGAAGUUAAAUAUGACCAACGUGAAGAAUCAUUUUGUAUCGAAAACUCAAGUAAAAUACAAGAAGCACUCAACCGGUUACAAGGAACGGUUGUUGGGACACUAUUGGAUUUCCUCAAUAAAGAAUUACGAAGACUUUUAGAUGAAAGAAAAGCUCAUGCGAUUGGUUUGGUGGCCGAACGCGAAAGAGCAAGGCGAGAAGCCGCCGAAGCCGGAAGAAGACAAGCUGAAUUAAGACGAAGAAGAGAACACGACGAAAUGUUUAAACAGGUAGCUAAAGUACAUCAAGAAACGGUUGAUUUGUAUUUGGAAGAUAUUAUAACUGAAGGAUUAGAAUUUGCAUCAACUGAAGAGGCGAAAAAAUACGUAACCAGAUUAGCUGAAAAAUUGGAUGAAGAAAUAUACGAAACCGACAGAUUAAUAAAACACGACAUCUCGGAGCAAGAAGAAUUAAUUGCCGAUAUGGUGCAUCAUUUCGUUUUGCCGGAAGUUGAGAAACAAAUCGUUAGAGAUCGAAUUAAACGAAAACAGAAGGGAAUAUUGAGGGUGAUCCAUGCUAAAUUAUUUGGAAAAAUUGAAAACCUUCCAAAUCCUGAUUUACCACGAACCGAAUCUCAACUUAUGAGAGCUUUAAAUAAAGAUACAGAUGAUACUUCUACUGAACCCAUUCAAACAACUGCAGUGCAAGAAGGAGGAGAAGACGAAGAAAAUAAUGAAUUUGCAUUUGAAGAAAUCGAGGAUAUACAAUGAAACUCAACUUAUUUAGAAAGGAUGUUCAUUAUAAAAACAAAAAAAUUAAAGUAUACUGUUUAAAAAACAGCUCAAUACAUCCUACAAUUUAUAUUAUUACAAUAAAAUUGUUUUUAUAAUAAAAUAAAGAACAGUAGAUUCUCUAA